Molecule: messenger RNA, 12638 nt
Organism: Patella vulgata (common limpet)
Lineage: Eukaryota; Metazoa; Mollusca; Gastropoda; Patellidae
Product: intermembrane lipid transfer protein VPS13A
Exons: 85
Coding region: 129-9875 (3248 amino acids)
Biological process (GO): protein targeting to vacuole; protein retention in Golgi apparatus
Cellular component (GO): extrinsic component of membrane
Source: RefSeq, a predicted model, not a curated record
CAUUAGCAUAUCGAUACCAACAACAUGGCCGUCAGUGUGUGACCGCUUCAAAGAUAUGCAGCAAUAUUUCGAGAUUUUGCAACAGUGAAUGAAAAGUUUUAAGUGCUUGACACAAGUGUGGAAGAAAUAUGGUUUUCGAAUCCCUUGUUGUUGAUCUAAUCAACAGAUUUCUUGGAGAUUAUGUGGAAAAUCUGGAUAGUUCCCAACUAAAGUUAGGAAUUUGGGGAGGAGAUGCAGUUUUACAAAAUUUGGAUGUAAAAGAAAGUGCAUUGAAUGACCUUGAUCUCCCUGUACGAAUUAAAGCUGGACACAUAGGGAAAUUAACUUUAAAGAUUCCUUGGAAGAAUUUAUAUACUGCACCAGUUAUAGCUGAAAUUGAUGGAAUUUAUGCCUUGGCAGUUCCCAAUGCCUCUAUUAAAUAUAAUGCAGAAAAGGAAGAAAAGACCAAACAAGAUGCAAAACAGAAAAAACUUACACAAAUUGAAGAAGCUAAGAAAAUUGAGGCUGAAAAAGACAAUCCUAAAGAUCCAAAACAAGACAGUUUUGCUGAGAAACUUGCCACACAAGUCAUUAAAAAUAUCCAGGUUCGAGUUUCCAAUAUACAUGUUAGAUAUGAGGAUAAUCUAACUAAUCCCAAACAUCCUUUUGCUGUAGGAUUUAUGUUACAAGAUUUACUCUUCCAGACAACAAAUGAUAAAUGGGAACCAACAGUUAUUAAAGAUGCUGUUACAAUGAUUUAUAAAUUAAUGAAAUUGGAUAAUCUAGCUGUAUAUUGGAAUAGUUGUGAUAAAAUGUUUCAAAAUAUGCCAAAAGAAGACAUCUUGCCUGCCUUAAAAGCAACUUUUGCAGAUGAAGAAUGUAAAAAGAAUUUGCAAUAUUUAAUAAAACCUAUAUCAUCAGUUGCUCAUCUUAAACUUAAUACCAAGCCUGAACAAUCCAAAUUUUCUAUACCUAAGUUAUUUCUUACCGUUGUUUUUGAUGAUGUAGCAAUAAGUCUGAGUAAACUACAGUAUAAUGAUGUGUUAGAAACACUGGAAUCUUUAGAGAGAAUGGCCUUAUUAGGUAUUUAUAGAAAAUAUAAACCUGAUGUUCCAUUUAAAGGAAAUGUCAAAAGAUGGUGGCAUUAUGCGUAUGAAAGUGUUCUAGAAGAAACUGUUCGGCGAAGAAGAAAAAUGUGGUCGUGGAAUAAUAUUAUUAAACAUCGCAAAAUGAUGAAAUCCUACCGAGACACUUAUAUAAAAAAAAUAGAUAACAAGAAAGUGUCUUCUAGUGAACAGAAAGUAUUAGAUGAAGGGGAGAAGUAUUUAGAUAUAUUUAGUAUAACUAUAAUGAGACAACAAGCUGAAGUAGAAGCAUCUAAACUUGGGGCUAAAAGAAAAGAAGAGAAGAGUAGUGGUUGGCUCGGUGGAUGGUUCGGUGGUGGGAAGAAAGAUAAAAGUAAUAGUGAUAAGAAUAAAACUGAAAUAAAGGAUCAGUUCUUUGAGAUGUAUACACCGGAAGAAAAGGCUAAAUUAUAUGGUGCUAUUGGUUAUUCUGAAAAUGAAGCUGAUCCAACUUACCCUAAAGAGUUUGUAGCUGUGAGAUUAGUAACUAAGUUAAGUAAGCUCAGUGUUGCUCUUCAAGAUACAACUAAAGAAGAUCCUAUGAUAAUGAAGUUAAUAUUAAAAGAGGUCUUCUCUUCUGUUGGUCAAAGACCAGCAGCUAGUGCAAUUAGUGUUGAAGCUAAAAUAGACAGGCUGUCUGUAUCAGGAACAACACAGAAUAAAAUCAAACCAAAAUUAGUUCUAUCACAGACUCAAGAAUUAGAUCAGAAUUUUUCAUUGCUUGCUGUUAAUUUUGAAACUAAUCCACUUGAUGGUGAUUGUGAUACAAGAGUUAAACUCAAGUCCAGACCAUUAGAAAUAACUUAUGAUGCUAUUACAAUAAAUCAAUUAGCAAGCUUCUUUAAGCCUCCAGAAUCUGUCUUCCUUAAACAAUUAUCAAAUGCUGCCAUGGCUAAAUUUGAUGAGAUUAAGGAACAAUCUACAGCAGGGUUACAACAUGCUAUAGAACAGAGAAAAUAUACUGAAAUCUCUGUAGAUGUAAUGUCAUCAUAUGUUAUGGUACCUGAAGGAGGGUUCAUGAAAGAAGGUGUAAAAAGUAUAGUAUUAGAUUUAGGUAAUCUAAAAGUCUCUACAGAAAAGAACCAGUCAGUUGAUUUGAAGGGAAAGGUUGAUUCAUUUGAGAAUUUAAUGAACAAGGCAUAUGAUAAAUUUAAUAUUAGAUUAGAUACAAUACAGUUGCUGUUUGUUCAACCAGGAGAAAACUGGAAGAAAGCAAGAAAAGAUAAAGAAUCAUCAAUGCAUUUGUUACGACCUGUGUCUAUUAUAAUAGAUUUACAUAAAUGUAUGUUUGAUAAAGAUCCCAGAAUGGCCAAGAUGAAAGUAUUUGGUUUGUUACCAAAUAUAAAAUUAGAUAUAUCUGAUUAUCGUCUACAACAACUGAUAGCUCUGGCUGAUAGUAUACCAUUACCUGAAUCAGCACCAGAACAACCUGAAGAAGAAGAUAUCUUUCAGGGUCCAAGUAUAUUACCAUCAAUAACAGCUGAUGCGCCAUCGUCAACUAUUAUUAAUAAAGCUUUAUCAGAUGAUAAUAAAAACAAGAAACAGGCUAUACAGAGAACUACAUCACAAGAAUUUGUUAAUGCUACUGAUAUGGAACUCAAGUUUGAAAUCAAGGAGAUUGAAGUUAACAUACAUGAACAAGUUGAUAAUAAAGAAGUACCCUUAAUGAAAUUAGCUGUUAAAUCUAUUGGUACAAUGGUUAAGAUGAGAACAUUUGAUAUGGCGGUAGAGGCUUAUUUAGGUGGUAUCUUUAUUCAACAUCAGAAAUUUAAAGUUCAUCCUGAUGUGGCAGAAUGGAUGCAAAAUAAUAAAGCACUGAAAACUGGACCAGUGAUUAAUCUAGUCAACACCAAUGUGGAGUCAGAAAAUGCUAAAAAUCUUUUAACCGUUCAUUACCUAAAGGCUAAUAAAGCCGGACCUGAAUUCACCACAACAUAUAAGAACACAGAGCAAUCUAUAUCUGUAACAUUUGCUGCUUUAGAGAUGUUGUUGCAUCAAGGUGCCAUCUUAAAUCUACUGGAAUUUGCCCAGAAACUUCAACCUCCUCCAUCUGCAAAAGCUGUAGCUGUAGAAAAAAAGAAAGAAAAGACUAAAGAGAAAGCACCUCCUAGAAAGAGAAAAGAGAAGCCAGUAGAUCCUAAUCUAAUAGACAUACAGGUUAAUGCUAAAUUCAGUAGGUUUUCUGUAGCGGUAUGUACAGAUGAUAAACUGCUUACAGAUAUCAAAAUCAAAGGUAUUGAUGCUAAUGUAAGUGUUCAAAAAGCUAAAACAACUGUGGGAGCUUUAUUAAGAGAAAUAACAAUAUUUGAUCCUUCCUCUGGAUCACUAUAUCCUAAGAUAAUGGAGAUAGAAGGUAGUGAAGUAUUAAAGUUAGAUGUAGUGGUAUAUAAUAAUGGUACAGAUGGUGAUAAGUAUGGUGAUAUGACAUGUAUGGAUACACAACUUGGUGUAAAUAUAGGAUGUAUUAAACUUGUCUUCUUAAAUAGAUAUGUUGCAGAUUUAUUGAAAUUCUUGGAUAAUUUCCAAGCAGCUAAAGCACGUAUUCAAGAAGCGGGAGAAGCCAUGGCCGAAUAUUCUAAAGAGGUGGCAGCUAGUCUACAAGAAAAGGCACCACGAGUUGGAAUGAACAUCAAAAUGAAGGCACCAUUAAUAAUAGUGCCACAGAAAUCUACCUCUAAUAAUCUAUUAAUGAUGGAUCUUGGUGAUUUAGUUAUUGGCAAUAAUUUCAACUUAGCUGGACAGAAAUCAUCCAGUGGUGUUCCUGCUGUACUUGAUAAAAUGAAAAUAGUUCUCAAUGAAGUUAAAUUAUCAAGAGCCUAUAUGAAAGAGGGUGGUGAGAUAACAGCUGAAUGUUUAAUAUUAGAACCUCUAACUAUAAGUAUUGAUAUAUGUCGUAAUUUAUCAGCUGCCUGGUAUCAUGGUCAUCCUGAAGUAGAUAUCAGUGGAAUACUUCAAUCUAUUGAUGUAAGAUUAAGUCAAGGUGAUUUUGCAAUGAUUAUGAUGUUAACUAAUGAAAAUCUAACAGAAGGACAAGGCAUUAGUACACCACAACAAGCACAACCAACCAUUGAACCUGUUAAAUCAACUGAAACACAGAUACAGGCAAAGAAAGCUGAUAAUCUUAAUGCAGCUCCCAAAAUAAAUGGUUUAUCAGAACCACAAUCAUCUGAAGUGGCCUAUUCUAAAAUGAAAUUUCAUUUUGAAUUAAAAAAUUUAUCUGCUACAUUAUAUACUGGUGAUAGUGAUAUGUCUGGGGGGAUUUCAAAACGUAAGCCAGAGAAAUCCCUUGGUAAAUUCGCUCUUCAAGGUAUGGCUCUUUGUGGUGAAAUGAUGUCUGAUACCUCCAUGGAGACUAAAGUUGUUCUUAAGGACACUGUUCUUGAUGAUCUUCGACCUGCUAAACAGAAGGGUAUUACAAGAAUGAUAACUAGAAGUAUAUUAGUAGCAGGUGGACCAGCUAGAGAUAACAUGAUAGAUAUAGACUUUACACAGAAUUCUACACAAGAUAAAAAUGUAACUAUAACUGUAUGUAGUUUGAAAAUCUGUGUUUGUGUCGAGUUCCUCAUGACACUGGGAGAUUUCUUUACUAAAGGUUUAGCCCCUGCUCCAUCUGUUGCUCCUGUUGCAAAAGACACUAAAGAAACAGCAGCACCACCAGUAAAACCAGCAGAACCUGCCCCCCCACCAGUUGGUGAAAUGAAUAUAAUAUUUACUAUAGAACGACCAGAAAUUAUACUUCUAGAAGAUCAGCUUGAACCUAAUACUAAUGUACUUGUCUUAGAUACUGAAGUGUUCUUUAAGAUGAGAAAUACACCUGAUGUACAAACUAUGCAGGGAGCCAUUAAAAAUCUCCAGAUUAAAUCGUGUUUAUAUAAUAGAAGAGAAGGACCUGGUACUAAGAUUUUACCAGCUUGUGAUAUAAAUUUAGUGAGUAGUGCACCACAUGGUAGAGAUCAUCAUAUAGAUAUAAACAUCACAGAUAUAAUAUUAAAUAUAUCACCAGCUACUAUUAGAACAAUGGCUGCUAUAUCUAGUGGUUUCUCUGUACAACCAGAUACAGAUGAUAAAAAGAAGCAAGAAAGUGUACCAGCUGAUCUGUGGGCUGUAAAGAAACUAAAUGAAAACAAGGAUUUCUGGUUCAUCCAACUACCAGACAGAUAUAAGGAUAAUAUAUCUGGUGUUGCAAGUACCAGCCCUGUUAAAGGUCCUUCUGAAAGAGAAGAACAGGUUCCCAAAGUACACCGUAAAGAGCAGAUGAUUAUAAAUUUAUCAUCAUUAAUCAUAAAACUGGAAGGAGGAAUUGGGAAGAGAACUGUCCCCCUUCUCAUAGUGGAAUCAUAUUUCCAAGGAGAAGUGAAAAAUUGGAGUUCACAGUUACAAGUAGAAUCAUCUCUAGGUGUAGAAGUAGCAUAUUAUAAUGAGUUAUUAGCUGUAUGGGAACCAUUAUUAGAACCUGUUGUUAAAGAUGGUAAAGUAAAUCGUUGGGAACUAGGUCUAGCUGUGUUGGCCAGUAAUGAAGAAGUAACUGCAAUGAAUGAUUCUUUUAGUGAAGAUGGUGAGAGUGCUGUAGAUGUUAAACCCCCACCUCCACCCAGAAUGACUAUAAAUAUCAAAUCUACUGAUAUAUUAAAUAUUACUAUGACUAAAACAUGUUUAGAAGUCUUGGGUAAUCUAGGAAAGGCAUUUAAUGAUGCUUACAAUUUGGUAGAUCAAGCAGUAUCUAAAGAUGAAGUAUUAAGUCCAUAUAUAUUUAAAAACCAGACAGGGUUAGAUCUACUGUUAAAACUUGAUACAAGCUUCCAGAGUCCUGAAAAUAGUGAGAAUGGUCGAGUUAAACUAGCUAGUGAUCAACAACUACCAACGUAUGAAAAACCUGGUUCGGUUAUGUCUAUGUCACCUAAAAAAUCUGUUAUUAAAUCUACACAACAAGGUGUUGAGAAGAAAAUCAUAUUCCAGGUUGAACAGUUUGGAGCAACAAGGGAAGUAAUUAUCAAAAGAGCGGAGAAACGAUUAUUCCAGAUCAAUCAGAAAUCACAUCUAGGUGAUAUGUGGUCAGUUGUAGCAUGUACAGAUGUUAAUGUAGGACAGAAGAUCGUAUCUCUCAGAUCAAUUAUACAGAUGGUAAAUAAUUUAGAUAUACCUGUCGAGAUAUUAUAUAAAGGUGAUACUAAGUUAGAGACAUGUGGUAUAGCACAUCCUGGUGAAACAUUCAGUGUACCACUUAAAGCUGUUUAUAGUUUAUCUGGUGAAAUAUAUUUUAAACCACUAGGCGGAGAGUAUAUGGAGUCUGAAAUGGGUUUUAAAUGGAAGGAUAGUGAAACAUGUAAUAUUAAACAAAUAUGUUGUAAAAAUUCACCAGGACAACCAUCAUUAUAUUUUAAUGUGAGUCCAACAAUAGAAGAUAUAUAUUUUGAAGCAGGAAAUGAGAAGACAGCUAAAUACUAUAUACUAAAUCUACACCCUACUGUAAUACUACAUAAUCUAUUGCCUAUAUCUAUCAAAUAUUUACUAGAGGGAACUUCUGAACAACAAGCAUUGGACAAUGGACAGAACAUACCAUUGUUUAAUGCUUCUGUUAAUGAGAGUACUCUAGAAUUAACUGCCUUGGAGAUAGUGCUACCAAAUUAUCGUGGAAGAGAAUGGACGGGAAAGAGAAUUCUUAAGAUGGACAUACCCGAAUUAUCUGUAUGGAAUUUUGAAACUUAUGAAGGCAGUACUAAAAUAACAAUGGAUCUUGGUCUACAUACUAAAAUAAAUAAUGGUAGUUUUGAUGUAACCUUGUUCAGUCCAUAUUGGAUGAUAAAUAAAACUGGUCAAACCUUGUUCUAUCAGGGUUCUGAUUCCAAUGAACCUAUUGAACAUCCACCAAUAUUUGAUGGCUGUAUUUUGUUCUCAUUUAAACCUAAAUCUAUGUUUAGUAAGAAAAAAAAAAUUAAUUCGGAAAAGUCUGAUGAUAAAAAAGCUGUUAAAGUGAAAGAAAUGAAACAGAUUGGUAAAGCUAUGUUAAGAUUAGGAGAAACUACAGAAUGGUCUGAUAAAUUUUCUCUAGAUACUGUAGGAAGUUCAGGAACAGUACAGUGUAAAAAUAAAUCUGAAGAAAGGAUAUAUGAGGUUGGUGUAAAGAUAUCUCUAACUAGUGCUGGUUUAACAAAGAUUGUAACAUUUACACCAUUUUAUCUUCUACUCAAUACAGCUGAUUAUGUUCUACAGUGUGCUGAAUUCAAUGACAAAGUUAAAGAACUGAAAUGGUUCAAUAUUCAACCACAAGAGUGUUUACCAUUCUGGCCAGAACAGAAAGAUAUGAAACUUAAGGCUAGAGUUGCUGAUACUGUAGUUACUACAGGACCUUUCUUUAUAAAUAAAGCACAUAUUAGUCUGAUGAAACUAGAAAACGAGUAUGGUGGAAUACAAGUGGAAUGUAAUGUUUCUGAAGCUGCCAUGGUUACAUCAUUUAAAAGUUAUAAAUCUGGUUUUGCAACAGUCAACAUUGUUAACUUCACCAGUUCAGGAACAGUUCAUUAUAAUCAGAACGGUCACCCAAUUAUUCACACAUUGGAUCGUGAACAAUCAAUUAUUUAUACAUGGGAAGAUAUACUGGGCAAGCAACAAUUAAUAUGGAGUUGUGGACAAGUGAAAGAUAUGAAAACUGAUCUUCUUAAGGAUGAAUCAGGAGAAUUUUUCUUAGAUGAUGAUACAAAGAUAUAUUGGGUAUCAUUCUUAGAUGGAUUACAGAGAGUGUUAUUAUUUACUGAAGAUUGUUUAAUAGCUAGACUAGCUAAAGAAGCCGAUGAGUUAGAGAGAAUGGAUCAAGAAAUAGUUGUAUCUAUUGUUGGUAUGGGUUUUUCAUUGGUUAAUAAUUAUUCACAAACUGAAGUAGCAUUUAUGGGAAUAACAAGUUCUGGUAUUAUUUGGGAAGAGAAGAAGAAGAAAUUUAAAGGGUUAAAUGUAAAAACAACAAAUAUAUUGGAAGCAGCAUAUCAGAAAUAUAUGCUAGCAUUAGCUGCAGGUCAUAGUCCAGCUGCUAGAUUACAUCUAGACAAUAAAAUAGAGGUUGAUUUUAGUGAUAAAGAUAACAUAAUGAUGAUAAAACCACAUAAUAGACAAAUCAAGAGAAGUUUUGUAGAUGGUAUAUGGAUUCAAUAUAAAACAUCAGUUCAUCAUUUACAGUUCCAUGCCAAGUUAAACAGACUUCAGUUUGAUAAUCAGUUAACUCAAGCCACGUUUCCUACAGUGUUAUCUCCCUUACCACCACCUAAAUCUGUAGCUGCUGAAAGUGUUCCAAAACCAUUUACUGAAGUCAGUAUGUUAAUGAGGAAACAUGAACAUAGCAAUGUAAUGCAAAUAACAUAUUUUAGAGCAUUAAUACAGGAAAUGGCGUUGAAUGUUGAUCAAGGAUUUUUGAAUGCUAUAUUAGAAUUGUUUGCUGCUGAUCAACGUGUUUCUAGAGAAACUGAGACUAAGCUGUUUGAAACUGAUUUACAGAAGAUAGAUUCUGAGUUAUUAGAUGUUGUUGGUGUAUCUUUAGCUGAAGAACAGAAGAAUUACUAUGACGAUUUACAUUUCUCACCUAUCAAGAUACAUCUAAGCUUUUCUUUACAAAGUGGUUCCAGUGAAGAUGGUAAACCCACAGAGAUUAAAUCUGAUAUAGUCAAUGUGUUCUUACAGAGUGUAGGAGUUGUACUUACUGAUGUACAAGAUGUCGUCUUCAAAUUGGGGUAUUUUGAGAGAAAACAUGCCUUCUAUAACCAAUCACAGUUAAUACAAGAAAUGACGAGACAUUAUGCUGGACAGGCUAUUAAACAGAUGUAUGUAUUAGUAUUAGGAUUAGAUGUAUUAGGUAAUCCAUUUGGAUUAUUACGUGGAUUAUCAGAAGGUGUAGGAGAUCUCUUCUAUGAACCAUACCAGGGAUUGAUUCAAGGACCUGAAGAGUUUGCGGAAGGAAUGGUAAUAGGUGUCAGAAGUUUGUUUGGUCACGCCAUAGGUGGAGCUGCUGGAGCAGCAUCUAGAAUAACUGGAACUGUGGGGAAAGGGAUUGCUACUUUAACCAUGGAUGAUGAUUACCAGAAGAAACGACGUGAACAGUUAAAUAAAAAACCUGCCACAGCAGCAGAAGGAUUUGCUCGAGGUGGAAAAGGUUUUGUAACAGGUGUCUUUGAUGGUGUAACUGGUAUAGUUAGAAAACCUAUAGAAGGGGCUCAGAAAGAAGGUGUAGGAGGUUUCUUUAAAGGAGUAGGUAAAGGUUUAGUAGGAGUUGUAACGAGACCAACUAGUGGUGCUAUAGAUUUUGCUAGUAGUUCAUUGGAAGGAAUAAGACGUAUAACUGAUAUGAGUGAUGAAAUUCGAAGAUUACGACCACCAAGAAGAUUUCACAGUGAUCAUGUAAUGAGACCAUAUAAUCAUCAAGAAGCAGAAGGUUACGCUAUUCUUAUGGAAACUGAAAAAGCUAAAUAUUCUGUAUCUGAUGAAUAUCAGGCUCAUGUCGUAGUUAGUAAAGAUAAAAAAUCAGUGUUUUUAGUUACAGACUUGCGUGUUUUAUUGGUAAAGAAAGGUGAUUUAUUUGGUGCUUGGGACUGUGAUUGGACAUACACGUGGACUGAAAUAAAAGAAAGACCUAAGAAAACACCGAAAGGCUUGGAGCUCAUAUUAAAGGAAAAAGAAAAGAAGAAAUUUUUUGGUAGUAAUGCAAAUAAAAAAGAAAUCCCUAUUGCUGAUGAAAAAGUGUUAGAUUGGAUUAUAAUUAAAAUAGAAGAAGCCAUGAACAGAUUAAAAUAAUUCAUUCUACAAAUUUCUAUAUCCUUCAACAUGAUUAGUCAAGAUAGAAAUAUAAAGCUGAUUGGUCCAAGAGUCCAUAUUUUUUACUAAAUUUACAUUGUUUCUGUUUUGAGUCAUGGAGUUAAAAAUAUAAAAAACCUUUUUCAUCUUCAUAUCAUCUUUAUAUGUUUUCAUUCUAAAGGAUUGUUAGUAAAAUAUUUUUUAUAAAAGUCGGUGAAGGCUAGCUGCUUUCCUUUCUGCAAAUAAAAUUAGUUAUGAUUCUAUGAAUAUCUGUCAAUACUCAUAUAUAUAUAUAUAUAAAUAUAUUUAGCGUAUAAGAAACAUCUAUAUGUAUAUUAUCAUAUAUAAUAGAUGCUAUAAAAUGGUAUAUUAUCAUAUAUUAUACAUGCUAUAAAAUGGCUAUCACUUCAUGCUGAUCGUUGCAUUCCAUUAUAUAUGUGGUAAUAAAAUGUCUUAAAAUCGUAGUCUAGACUAGAAAGUAUAAAGACCUUGAUAGAUUAGCUGAUCUUUCACCAGAUAAUUGGUCGUUUGUUGAAAAAUCAGGUUAUAAUGUAUUUAAUCUUGAAUCUGAAGAAAAUCUUGAAUAUAAAUUGUACAAUGUGUGACACCUUUAUUUGUGCCCUUAGAAAUAUUGUAGAGAUGUGAUUUUCAUUGAUUUUGUUAAGUUUGAAUGUUUGAUGUGUUAUUUUGUUAUUUCAGUGCUUUUUAUAAUCUACUUACUUUACUUAUAUUGUUCUUAAUUGUCCCCCGCAUUUCGAAGAAAGCAGGAAACUAUUAAAAUGGGUUCGUCUGUCUAUCUGUCCGUCACACUUUUUGAGACACAAUAACUCUCUUUCUAAUUGAGCUAGAAUGUUCAAACUUGGUGUAGGUGUUUAUUGGGUCAAUGCCUUGAUGAGUUCGAAGAUGAGCAUUUUCUGCUUAGGGUAAGCAGAGAUAAGCAAUUUGAUUGGUUGAUGGUUUGGGACACGAUAACUUUAGUUCUAAUUAAGUGACAGUGAGGGCACUUGCUGUAUAGCUUUAUCACAUCAAUACCUUGACUAAGUUGGAUAAUGAACAAUUUCUGCUGAGGGUAAGCAGAGCGAUAAACAAUUUGAUUGUACAGACUUUGGAACACUAUAACUCUCCUUCUAAUUGAGGUAGAAUUUUCAAACUUGGUGUGGGCGUUCAAUAGGUGAAUACCUUGAUGGAGUUCGAUGAUGAACAUUGUCUGCUUACGGUAAGCAGAGAUAAGCAAUCUGAUUGGUUGUUGCUUUGGGGCACAAUAACUUUGAUUAUAAUGAAGUGAAAUUGUUGAAACUCUGAAUAUAGAUUCAUUAUAUCGUUACCGUGACUAAGUUCGAUGGUGAGUGAUGCAACUUAGUAUAUAGUUUGAUUGCUCGAUACUUUUGAAAAAAAUAAAUGUGCGAUUAAUUAAUAUAUGUCAUCUAUUUAUUUUGGGAUUUUGGCGGAGGACAUCAGCCUCACUGUUGGCUUGUUGAUUUACAUUAAAAGGCCAUACCAAUGUGAACUUUUGUUCUUUGGGAACAACUAAUAAAAUAUUGUGUCCUAUUUAAUAGGGAAUAAAUAAUAAUUUAACAACCAAAAAUACUAAAUCAAGACCCCUAAGAACUAGAAAUUAUAUUGUUUUGGCCUAAACAAAUUCUACUUUCAAUAUUAUCCUGAUCUCACGUGGAAAAUAGUCUGGAAGUUAUCAAAUUAAUAAACUAUUUAUUUUGUCUUCUUUUAACAACAUAGUGAGUGCAAUCUGAUUUAUUUAUUGUUAUCUGGUGCUAUCGGGAUUGUUGAGUAGUUACCGUUGUUUUAAAAUGUUGUUUUUAAAAUGAUUACGUAUCUAAUAAAAUGUCUAGGAAAAUGGUGUAGUUCUACAUACUUCCCAAUAAAAAUCUCCUUUAUCAAAAUAAAAAGAUGGAGCAGAUGAAUUUCUAAUUUCACAAGAUUUAAAGACAAAAGAAAUAACCAUUAUUUAUUUUGAGUUAUUUUGUUAAAAGUCAUUAGUAGGGUCAUUGUGUGUAUUCAUAAAUGUGAUGAAGUAUCAGUUUAUUGAUAUAAAUCUAGUUUGCUUAUGGUAAUACUGUUUACAAUAUACUAUGAUACUUACUAAUGACUUGACAAAAUAUAGUUCUAUAUCUUUCUGUGAUAUCUAUUUAGUUAUCUUUAUUACCAAGUAUCACAGUACUAUCAUGGUUGUUGGAUGUUACAGUUUUCUAUUUGUUAACCCCUUUUUAGCUAUAAUGUUAUUCUUAUGCAUGAACAUUUAUAUAUACUGUUAGUAGAAUAGAUAUUUCUAUGUAUGAUGUUUUAUUAGGAAAAAAAAAUAUCAAAAGAAAUUCAGGAACAUGAAAUCCCAAAAUCAAAUAUUGAGUAAAUUUUUUUUGUGCAAUACAAAGUUUAAAAAAUGAAAUAUUGUGAUGAAAAUUACUAAAAAGCAGAAUUUAAUUGAAAAAAAAUGAAACCAUAGUUAAUGAAUCAUUAAAAUUUAAUGAAUCAUUAAACAAAUUGUUUAGUUUUAUACAAAAUACAUUUGGAUGUUUUGUUUUUCUGAUUGUAAAUUUGCUUAGAAUUCAGAUUCAGGAAAUGCUUAUCAAGGUGGAGAGUAAUUGAAUUGUAUUCCAGUAUGAUAUGCCUAUUGGCGUCACAGCUUAUACUUUAUAAAUUUUAUAUUAUGUCCCUUUAUAACAGUUUUAGGGUGUUUUUUUCCUUCUAAUGGCUUUGUUGUUUGUGUCUGUAGUAAAUAGCAAAGAAUAAAAGGUUUUGUAAAAUGGA